Cuscuta epithymum is the source of this 2179-nucleotide messenger RNA. The record is from the annotation of a GenBank genome assembly. Lineage: Eukaryota; Viridiplantae; Streptophyta; Magnoliopsida; Solanales; Convolvulaceae.
AUGUACGCGGUUAGCUACCCAAACUCCGGCGGGCAGGACCGAACUCCGAGGUGAGGACCGUGAGGUCACUUGAGUUGUUCAUUAGCUUGAAUGAACUGUCUUCCUCUUGAACAUUUCCAGGCCGAUCAUCAUCCCCCUUUUAAUCUGCAUCACCAUCCCCGCUUCCGCCCUGCACGGUGGCGCGUGAAGAAUCUUCGCUGCAGUUCAAGUAAAUGAUGUAAGCGAAAGUUAAGGGCGGGAGAUGGGGCAGAAAUUGAGCUGUGGGGAGACCCUUGAACACGGGUUCCUCACUGCAGUUCAAAAUGGAGAGCUUGAAACAGUUGAAGCAAUGCUCGUUGAGGACCCAAGUGCUCUAUUGAAGUUUACCGCUGCUCGUGGUCAUGGAAAGCUCUCUGCUUUGCAUGUGGCCGCUGGCAAUGGGCAGACCGAGGUUCUCUGUAUGCUUUUGGAUAAGGGGUUAAAUCCAGACAUCUUGAAUCACCACAAACAGACCCCAUUGAUGGUAGCUUCUAUCCAUGGAAAAGUUUCAUGUUUGGAGAGGCUAAUCGAGGCAGGAGCUAAUAUUCUAAUGUUUGAUUCACUACAUGGGAGGACGUGCUUGCAUCAUGCUGCGUACUAUGGCCACUCAGAGUGCAUUAGUUCUAUCCUCUCUGCUGCCCAAUCUACCCAUGUUGCACAGUCCUGGGGGUUUGCAAGAUAUGUAAACACAAGGGAUGGGCGUGGUGCAACCUCACUACAUUUGGCCGCACGAUACCGGAGGCCAGAAUGCGUACGUAUUUUAGUAAACAAUGAAGCUCUGGUGUGUGCUUCAACUGGCGCAUACGGAUAUCCAGGAUGUGCACCUCUUCAUUUGGCAGCUAGGGCUGGUUCCUUGGAUUGUGUUCGAGAAUUACUUGCUUGGGGUGCUGAUAGACUUCAGAGAGAUGCCUCAGGGAAAGUGCCUUACAUGAUUGCAGUGAAGCACAGGCAUGAAGCAUGCGCUGCUUUACUCAAUCCUUCAUCUCCUGAGCCAUUGGCGUGGCCUUCACCCCUGAAAUUCAUGACUGAUCUUGAUGCUGAAGCAAAAUGGUUAUUAGAAACGGCCUUGAUUGAUGCCAAUAAGAAAAGAGAGAAGAAACUAUUGAAGGAGACGGGCUAUACUACUUCACCUUUGCAUUCUUAUUCAGGCAAUGAGGACUUUGAGGCGAGUGAUUUCGACCUAUGCUGCAUAUGCUUUGAGCAGGCGUGUACUAUAGAGAUACAAAAAUGUGGGCACCAGAUGUGUGCACAUUGUACACUAGCCUUAUGUUGCCACAACAAAUCUAACCCAACCGGUAAGAGUGACAACAUACUCCCAUGCCCCUUUUGCCGGAGCAGCAUCACCCAAUUAGUCAUUGCCAAGAACAAGACCGAGAGCAAAUUAGAAGAAUUGAGCCCAUCUAGGUCCAGAAUGCCAAGAACAUCAUUCAACCUAGCUGAAGAUGGCAGCAGCAGUAAUAAUGCCUUCAAGGUUUUGUCACCCUUAGCCUCAUUUGCAAAGCUUGGUGGUCGCAAUUCAGGCAUGUACACAUCUGAUUGCAUUGAGGGCUUUUAUAAGCCAUAACAUCUUUGUCAACUAUUGAUAUAUAUAUAUAUAUAUAUAUAUAUAUAUAUAUAUAUAGGGUGCAAUUUUAAUGAGAACAAUGCUUAAGAUGAAAAGAACACACGCGUUUAAUACAAUUUGAUGUACAUUAAUGUUCAAAAUGUUGCAUAUUAUUCUGCAGUGAAAUAAACGGUUGCAUAUUAACAUUCAAAUGUUGCAUUCGGAAAAUUUUGAUUUAUUUACCAAAAUGUACUGUGUAUUUGCAGCACUUUGAACGUUAUUAUGCACCUGCGUAUUUCAUUGCAGAGUAAUAUGCAACUUUUUGAAUGUUAAUAUCUCAUGCAAAUAGUAUAAUGAUGCAUCGUGCAUAUAUUUGCACAAUAAACACUGUUUGUACCCGAUCUGCCCCUAUAUAUGUUAUAUAUAUAUAUAUAUACCGGAUGCUUCUAACAAUUAUUAUAUAUCUCCAUCUUUGGGGAGAUGUAUUAUUUGACUCAGUGGAAGCUUGCCUAUUAAUAUAUACUCCUGUACGAAGUAUGUAUUACAUUUUCUUCAAAAAAUUACAAAUUAUGUGAGGUUAUAUGGUUCAAGUUUCACGUUUAAUACCUUGGACGCUUU